Messenger RNA from Rosa chinensis, 777 nucleotides. RefSeq lists its product as uncharacterized. Lineage: Eukaryota; Viridiplantae; Streptophyta; Magnoliopsida; Rosales; Rosaceae. The record is from RefSeq and is a predicted model, not a curated record. The transcript has a single exon. The coding region runs from base 1 to 777 and encodes 258 amino acids.
AUGAAGGUAGGAAAGUUACGCGAAUACCAGUCCAACGGCCAUGCCGAUGGAGGUAGGGCAGCAGACAAGGUUGAAAGCAGAAUCCCAAUAAAAGGCACGAAACCGAUCAUCAGAGAAAUAUUGGCCAUACAUGGAGCCCCUUAUACCGCUGUAGAGGAGGAAGUGCACUUGAGGUCGGAAACCCGCCAAGCAGAAAAGAUUCGUCGAGUAUGCCAGAUCAUGGAUAGCCCCUUGGCGGGGCAGAGCUCGGCCCCCACAUCGGUAAUUAGUUUCUCCGCGGCAGAUACCAUUGGCAUCCAAUUUCCCCACCAGGAUGCCUUGGUGGUAUCCACCCAAAUCGCGGACGCCCUCGUAUGGGGGAUAAUGGUCGACGCUGGGAGCAGUGCCGAUGUCAUAUUCUGGGAAGCAUUUGAGCAGCUCGGAUUAGACAAGACACUCAUCCAUCCCAACAGAGCCCCGUUGACGGCCUUUGAAGGUUCCGAAAUAUGGCAUGUGGGCGAGAUUUCAUUACCGGUGACGACGGGAGGGAAAACUGUGGAGGUCGAUUUCGUCAUUGUCAAGAGGCCAUCGGCCUACAAUGCCAUCCUAGGCCGGGAUUGGCUCCAUAGGAUGGGAGCUGAGGCUUCAACUAGGUGUCAGGUACUCAAGUUUAUUUCAGAUGACAGCCAGCAGGUGAUAUUGGUUCGAGGCGAUCAACUGCUCUCCAAGAAGUUGUAUGCCAUGGAAAUCAAGCGCUCUCCGCCGCCAAAUAAGGGUGCGGAGGAUCCAUCGGCAUAG